AUGGGAUCAUUCUGGUCAGAUGCAGAGCUUGUCACCACGGUAUACUUUUGCUCGCGUGGGUUCACCGACGGUGCUGUGUCCCGGAUACUCAGUAUUCGAGGAUAUUACCGUACACCCCAUGCGAUUCGCCGCAAGAUAGCCGAUACGUUAAAACACUUCUCCAGUCUACAGCUAGCAAGUGGUAGUUGGGAUAUAGACGAAGUGGAUAUGUGGCUGGACAGCCUCAGCCUGGAUCACGAAACUGUAAAUCACCUUAUUGCUUGCAAUCGCAUUGAUGCGUAUAUUGCCGACGAGCAUGGGAUUCUGGCUUUUGUCUUGCAGAAUUUAACAUCUCAGAGCCAGCGCUGGGGCUGGGUUGUUUCUCCAUGA
Messenger RNA from Aspergillus pseudotamarii, 369 nucleotides. RefSeq lists its product as uncharacterized. Bases 1 to 369 code for a protein of 122 amino acids. The transcript is spliced from 2 exons. The record is from RefSeq and is a predicted model, not a curated record. Lineage: Eukaryota; Fungi; Ascomycota; Eurotiomycetes; Eurotiales; Aspergillaceae.